AUGCUUGAAGGUGAGGUUUUGACAGAGAGGAUUGGGAUUGAGACAAGGGUUCGUGGUGCUGACUUGGAGGUGUUUGUGACGGAUCUGGAUUUUGAUGAAGAUAUUAAAGAAGACCUUGGCUCAGAAUGUUCGAAGUAUGGGAGAGUCGACCAUAUUUGUGUAGACAAGAAUAGCGCAGGUUUUGUGUAUCUACGGUUUGACUCGGUGCAGGCUGCAGUGGCAGAUCAAAGAGCUAUGCACAUGAGAUGGUUUGUGCAAAAGAUGAUAUCUGCAACUUUCAUGGCGGGACCAAAGUUACUCGAGAUCACCAGUUAG
Molecule: messenger RNA, 315 nt
Organism: Eruca vesicaria subsp. sativa (arugula)
Lineage: Eukaryota; Viridiplantae; Streptophyta; Magnoliopsida; Brassicales; Brassicaceae
Source: the annotation of a GenBank genome assembly